CCAUCUUCUCCUUUAAAAGGAUAAGCUUGGUGUUACUUUAUCGCCUUCUUUCGUUUGGCCUUUGAUCCUAUCAUAAGCUUUUUUUCGUUUAUCAAUCUUCUCGAUUCAGCCACAAUUCUUGUUUCUCAGAUAAUUCAUCUCCUUUCUUUGAUUCGUUUCCUUCUCUUCUGUCACUCAGAUCUAGAUCUAGAUCUAGGUUUUUUUCUUUCUCAUCGGAAAUUUGGCUUAGAGGCUUGUUUUGAUCUAGGGUUUGGUUUUUGGGAAUUUUGAAAAAAAAACAAAAUUAGGAAUGAAUCUAUGAGCUACUCAAUCCUGUUUCGUCGGAUUCGAAUUCUACACUCUUUCUCCGUCGUUUACCUCUACUACACCUACGUUUUCUCAUGAAGUAAUCGUUCUCGAUCUCAGUUUUCGUUUUUGAUCUAACUUAUUCUUUGAUAGAUUUAGAAAUCGGGGAUUUUCAGAUUGUGUUUUUGAGAGGUUUUUAUAGGAAAAUAUCUCUAGAAGAAGAAGAAUAAUAUUAUAUUGAUUUUAAUUUUGGUGAGAAGAAGUCAAAAAGUCAACGAGAAAUGGGGUCGUUGCAAAUGCAAACAAGUCCUGAAUCCGAUAAUGAUCCGAGGUACGCCACGGUGACGGAUGAGAGGAAGAGGAAGAGAAUGAUCUCUAACAGAGAAUCUGCUCGGAGGUCAAGGAUGAGGAAACAGAAGCAACUUGGUGAUUUGAUCAACGAAGUCACUCUUCUCAAGAAUGAUAACGCUAAAAUCACUGAGCAGGUUGAUGAAGCUUCAAAGAAAUACAUUGAAAUGGAGUCUAAGAACAAUGUCUUGAGGGCACAGGCUUCGGAGUUGACGGAUAGGUUGAGAUCAUUGAACUCUGUGCUUGAGAUGGUUGAAGAAAUUAGUGGUCAGGCUUUGGAUAUUCCUGAGAUUCCUGAAUCUAUGCAGAACCCUUGGCAGAUGCCUUGUCCAAUGCAACCAAUCAGAGCUUCUGCUGAUAUGUUUGAUUGCUGAAGAUGGAUGAUUCAUAUCUGAAGGAUCAAAAAUGAAGCAUUGAGUUCGAGUCUUUGGUCUGUUUUACUUACUGUCCUUGUUGUAACAAUUAGUGUGUCAUUGGUGAAUUGAGUCUUGUGUUGUCAAUGGACAACGCAAUCUUUAUGCAAUUUCAAUUUGUUCGUGUCUUUGUAUGGUUUUGUAGCCUCAGUCCUCUAGUCUUGUGUCUCAUGUAAUUGGUGUCUAAUGUGUUUCUUAUUGAAUUCAAGCUUUCUUAUU
Molecule: messenger RNA, 1265 nt
Organism: Arabidopsis thaliana (thale cress)
Lineage: Eukaryota; Viridiplantae; Streptophyta; Magnoliopsida; Brassicales; Brassicaceae
Gene: BZIP53
Product: basic region/leucine zipper motif 53
Exons: 1
Coding region: 567-1007 (146 amino acids)
Biological process (GO): regulation of DNA-templated transcription
Cellular component (GO): nucleus
Molecular function (GO): DNA-binding transcription factor activity; protein heterodimerization activity
Source: RefSeq, marked reviewed